Ogataea angusta is the source of this 1077-nucleotide messenger RNA. RefSeq lists its product as uncharacterized. The transcript has a single exon. Gene Ontology annotation, cellular component: mitochondrion. Gene Ontology annotation, molecular function: GTP binding. The record is from RefSeq and is a predicted model, not a curated record. Lineage: Eukaryota; Fungi; Ascomycota; Pichiomycetes; Pichiales; Pichiaceae. Bases 1 to 1077 code for a protein of 358 amino acids.
AUGAAAGAGCUUUUAUUUCGACAUGCAGUGAGAUCAGUGACAAGCUCGCCUACUAACAGGGGUCUAGAUCCCAAUAAAAUUCGAUCGUUGCUUGCUAACUCUAACAAUCAUCUACAGAAACCACAUAGACCAGUAUCUGAGAAAUCAAAAACUAGGACACCUUCGCCGCCUAUAGAUGGUCCACAACUGAACAAGCACUUCGCGUACAAAAGUGAUAUCUCAGUCCCGGUGCUGACAAGCAUGGAUCGAGGAAAUGUAUCCAGAAUUAUGAACGACUCAGAAAUUAGGCUUGAUUGGAGCAUAUAUGACCUAAACAAAUUGCCAGGCGAAGAUAAAAGAGCAGCUGCCGAAGCGGGUUACGAAAAACCUCAUAUAGAUCACGAAAAUAAGGGCGAGCUUUUGCCUGAAGUUAUACUUUUGGGGAGAUGUAAUGUUGGAAAGUCAUCUUUGGUGAAUGCUCUAUUGAGCAACAAUAGACAAUCUGCAACAACAUACGCCAGGGUUAAACAAAGCGCAGGCUACACGCCAUGCUUGAACUUUUACAAUGUGGGAGGCUUGUUCAGACUUGUGGAUACUCCAGGGUAUGGUGUGAAGGGAAAACCAUGGCAAGGAGAGCUCACAAUGCAGUAUCUUGCUGAAAGGAGAGAACUCAAAAAUUGUUUCUUGAUUCUGAAUGGUGACCUUGGGAUCAACAAAUAUGACGAGUUGAUAUUAGAAGCAUUGGUUCAAAUGGGAGUCCAGUUUGACAUUAUAUUCAGCAAAAUUGACAAGAUCAAAAAUGGUUUGAGGAUUCAACAUUUUGAAGAACUGAUUUCUACAAGUAUACUCGAGGACCUCAUAAUGAAACCACGUAUGUACUUUGUGAACUCGAUUGAAAGUGAUUUAAAGCAACGCACAGGAAUAAAUGAGGUCAGGUAUGGGAUUCUGGAAUCGUGUGGCUAUAACGAUCUACAGACUCUAAAGCCGCGCAGAAGGAGAAAGAACGUCAACGAAACGACAGAGAAAAUAAAGGAGAAGAACGCAAGAAAGAGCCUGAAAGGACAUUUGAAAUCUAAUUUGCAACGUAACAUUCAUUAA